AACAGAAGUCCUUCUUUGAUACAAGAUGGAGGAAACAUACAAAGAUAGGACUUCAUUAGUUAAAGGGGCAAAAGAUAUUGCCAAGGAGGUGAAGAGGCAAGCGGUGAAAAAAGUGAAUAAAGCUGUUGACAAAGCUCAGGAUGGCUACACUCAGAGGUCCUACAACCGAUUCCAGGAUGAAGAAGAUGAUGACGAUUACUACGUCCAAGGAGGAAAUUAUAGUGGAGAAGCUAAUGAUGAUGAAGGAUCAAGUGAAGCAACUGAAGGGCAUGAUGAAGAUGAUGAAAUUUAUGAAGGGGAAUAUCAGGGAAUCCCCAAUGUGGGGCACAGCAAGGAUGGCAUGGUGGCCUUAGGUCAGCCUAUGUGUGAUAUAUAUAAGGAUCGUCAUGAACUGGAAACAGAGAGGAAAGCUGAUGAAGAAGAGCUAGCACAGCAGUACGAACUGAUAAUACAAGAAUGUGGCCAUGGGCGUUUCCAGUGGGCCCUCUUCUUUGUGUUGGGAAUGGCCCUAAUGGCUGAUGGGGUUGAAGUUUUUGUAGUUGGAUUUGUGUUGCCCAGUGCUGAAACAGAUAUGUGUAUACCCAAUUCUGGAUCAGGGUGGCUUGGUAGCAUAGUGUACCUUGGGAUGAUGGUGGGGGCAUUCUUCUGGGGAGGCUUGGCAGACAAGGUGGGAAGGAGACAGUCACUCCUGAUAUGCAUGUCUGUCAAUGGAUUCUUUGCCUUCCUUUCAUCAUUUGUCCAGGGCUAUGGCUUCUUCCUCUUCUGUCGCUUGUUUUCUGGAUUUGGGAUCGGUGGAGCUGUGCCGACAGUCUUCUCCUAUUUUUCGGAAGUGCUUGCUCGGGAGAAACGAGGAGAACACCUGAGCUGGCUGUGUAUGUUUUGGAUGAUUGGUGGCAUCUAUGCUUCUGCAAUGGCUUGGGCAAUAAUUCCCCAUUAUGGAUGGAGCUUCAGCAUGGGCUCUGCCUACCAGUUCCACAGCUGGAGAGUAUUUGUGAUUGUCUGCGCACUGCCCUGUGUCUCUUCAGUGGUAGCCCUCACCUUUAUGCCAGAAAGCCCACGGUUCUUGCUGGAGGUUGGAAAACAUGAUGAAGCUUGGAUGAUACUCAAGCAAAUUCAUGACACAAACAUGCGAGCUCGUGGCCAGCCUGAGAAAGUCUUCACAGUUAACAGAAUCAAGACUCCAAAGCAGAUAGAUGAGCUCAUAGAAAUAGAGAGUGAUACAGGAACAUGGUACAGGAGGUGUUUUGUUAGAGUUCGCACAGAGCUGUAUGGUAUUUGGUUGACAUUUAUGAGAUGCUUCAACUACCCUGUGAAGGAUAAUACAAUCAAACUUACUGCUGUAUGGUUCACUCUGUCUUUUGGCUACUAUGGCUUAUCUGUCUGGUUUCCUGAUGUCAUUAAACAUCUGCAGUCAGACGAGUAUGCAUCCCGGGUGAAACAUUUCCACAAUGAGGAGGUUUCACAUUUCGUCUUCAACUUCACACUGGAAAAUCAGAUUCACAGCAGUGGACAAUACAUCAAUGACAGGUUUAUUAUGAUGAAGUUUAAAUCAGUAACCUUUGAAGAUUCGCUUUUUAAGAACUGUGUGUUUGAAGACAUUACUUCCCUGAAUACAUACUUCAGGAACUGUACGUUCGUGAAUACCUCCUUCAACAACACAGAUCUUGAACAGUAUAAGUUUGUUGACAGCGAAUUGAUAAAUUGCACAUUUUCCAUCAUCAGGACAGGAUGCCAGAUUUCUUUUGAUGAUGACUACAGUGCCUACUGGAUUUACUUUGUUAAUUUCCUGGGAACUCUGGCAGUCUUACCAGGGAAUAUUGUGUCUGCUCUCCUGAUGGACAGAAUUGGACGGUUGACAAUGCUGGGUGGUUCCAUGGUUCUCUCUGGCAUCAGCUGUUUUUUCCUGUGGUUUGGAACCAGUGAAUCCAUGAUGAUAGGUAUGCUGUGCCUCUACAAUGGCCUCACCAUCUCAGCAUGGAACUCUCUAGAUGUCAUUACUGUGGAGCUGUAUCCUACAGACAGAAGGUCGACAGGCUUUGGCUUUUUGAAUGCACUAUGCAAAGCAGCAGCUGUACUCGGAAACUUAAUAUUUGGUUCCCUUGUUGGUAUCACCAAAGCAAUCCCUAUUCUCCUUGCCUCUACUGUUCUAGUAUGUGGAGGUCUGGUAGGACUUCGGCUUCCUGACACAAGAACCCAGGUGUUGAUGUAACUGGAAAAAGCCAUUUACUCAUUAU
Molecule: messenger RNA, 2234 nt
Organism: Apus apus (common swift)
Lineage: Eukaryota; Metazoa; Chordata; Aves; Apodiformes; Apodidae
Gene: SV2C
Product: synaptic vesicle glycoprotein 2C
Exons: 12
Coding region: 26-2209 (727 amino acids)
Biological process (GO): transmembrane transport; chemical synaptic transmission
Cellular component (GO): membrane
Molecular function (GO): transmembrane transporter activity
Source: RefSeq, a predicted model, not a curated record